This is a messenger RNA of Orycteropus afer afer, 815 nucleotides long. It is a transcript of the gene CA3, whose product is annotated as carbonic anhydrase 3. The record is from RefSeq and is a predicted model, not a curated record. Gene Ontology annotation, molecular function: zinc ion binding; carbonate dehydratase activity. NCBI's taxonomy places the organism in Eukaryota, Metazoa, Chordata, Mammalia, Tubulidentata, Orycteropodidae. Gene Ontology annotation, cellular component: cytoplasm.
GCAAGAGACGUCCAGCGUCGACAAGGACAACCAUGGCCAAGGAGUGGGGCUACGCCAGCCACAACGGGCCUGACCACUGGCAUGAACUUUACCCGAUUGCCAAGGGGGACAACCAGUCGCCCAUUGAGCUGCAUACCAAAGACAUCAGGCACGACCCUUCUCUGAAGCCAUGGUCAACAACCUAUGACCCCGGCUCUGCCAAGACCAUUCUGAACAAUGGGAAGACCUGCAGGGUGGUAUUUGAUGAUUCUUAUGACAGGUCAAUGCUGAGAGGCGGCCCUCUCUCUGGACCCUAUCGGCUUCGCCAGUUUCAUCUUCACUGGGGGUCCUCUGAUGAUCAUGGCUCUGAGCACACCGUGGAUGGAGUCAAGUAUGCAGCGGAGCUGCAUUUGGUUCACUGGAACCCAAAGUAUAAUACUUUUGGGGCAGCUCUGAAGCAGCCAGAUGGAAUAGCUGUGGUUGGCAUUUUUCUGAAGAUCGGACAUGAGAAAGGCGAGUUCCAGCUGCUUCUUGAUGCAUUGGACAAAAUUAAGACAAAGGGCAAGGAGGCACCCUUCAACAACUUCGACCCAUCCUGCCUGUUUCCUGCCUGCCGGGACUACUGGACCUACCACGGCUCCUUCACCACGCCGCCCUGUGAGGAGUGCAUCGUGUGGCUUCUGCUGAAGGAGCCCAUCACUGUGAGCUCCGACCAGAUGGCCAAGCUGCGGAGCCUCUACGCCAGUGCUGAGAACGAGCCUCCUGUGCCCCUGGUGGGGAACUGGCGCCCUCCACAGCCUAUCAAGGGCCGAACGGUGAAAGCCUCCUUCAAAUAA